UCCUGGCCCCUGCCUAGCCAUCUUCAACGGCAAGCAGCAAGACGAGUUCCUGCCACAACAGGGAGGCUGCGACUUUCAGGCCUGCUCACCUUCUUAGCUGCCUUAGCACCACGAGCCGCCAUCAUGUCGGCGCCAGUUCCAAACACCUUCAACGCCGAGCAGGCGGACAAUCUCGAGGAUAUCGAGAAGCAGUUCGCCGUCAAGGCGGUGCAACACAUGCAGACGUACUGGGCCAUUCUGGAGAAGGUCAAGGGCUCGUCGCUUCGCCUGACCCGGAUCGACGACGAAAUCUACGAGCACCUCAAGCGCGACUUCCCCGAGUUCGACCCGGCCGAGACCAUCGAUGAGGACAAGAUGAAGAGCAAGGAGGGCAAGGAGCGGUGGCGCAACUUCAUGAUGGCCUAUGAGAAGAAAGUUGAUGACUACAACUUCGGCACCCUCCUCCGGUCGAACCCAAAGUGGGAAUACGGCGAGAAGGAGACCAUCUUCGUGCCGCGGAUGCAGUUUUACGCUAUCGAGAUUGCGAGAAAUAGGUUGGGCUUGAACGACUGGAUUUAUGAGCAGGCCCAGAAGGAGAAGGCCGCAGCCUCGAAAUCUAGCGCAUAAAAAUACCAUUGCAUGUUGAACCAGUAUUGCUCCUGACUUUCCAGGGCGACGUGGUCGGUGCGCCUUCUGGAAUGCUUCUGUUCAGCCCCUUACUUCCCGCUCGGCCCGGACUCCUAUUCUACCACGUUGGCGGGAUGGAAAUCAAGGUCCCAUUAUCCGAUACGGGAAAGCUACCAUUAUUCUCGGCCGGGCCUUCCAGCUCAUCG
Thermothielavioides terrestris NRRL 8126 is the source of this 812-nucleotide messenger RNA. RefSeq lists its product as uncharacterized. The record is from RefSeq and is a predicted model, not a curated record. The transcript has 5 exons. Lineage: Eukaryota; Fungi; Ascomycota; Sordariomycetes; Sordariales; Chaetomiaceae. Gene Ontology annotation, cellular component: cytoplasm. The coding region runs from base 124 to 606 and encodes 160 amino acids.